AGUUCUUCUUCGCUGAGUUCUUAAUAAUGCCGCCGAGCGUUCCGCAUUUCCAUCAGUAUUUCCAUAAUUGCGAGCUUGUUGUUGAGAAGAGAUGAAUCAUGAGAUGAAACAACGAUAUGGAUAUCGUGUCUCUGGCCCUUCGGAGGAUCUCGCGGCUCCAUUGUCCAUCGAACUAGGAGUCUGUUUGUCCCUCUCAUUGGGUACGAGGACGUGACUUCUUCUAGGCUGUUCCGUUUUUGACGACGUAACUAAAGGAGACGAUAGCAGGAGGCGAAGCACGUGAAGAAGAUCGCAUUUGCAGGCAGGGCAGCGGAGACAACGCAAAAGUAGACGAUUUCGCUUUCCGGGGCGUCGACCACGAGAGUACAGCUACUUACUUUAGUACGACUAACUACAAAAGCGUUGUUUACACCUGUUUAAUGCUGCAUUAGCUCGCAGUACGACGUCCGCCGACGACCUUUUGGAGGGAGUGCCAGAUGUAUUGAGCAAGCUUGUUUUCCACAACGAACCGAAAAUUCCCAUCGACACCGAAGAUCCUAGUGCAUGUGCAUCUUCGCGACGGAAUCAAUCUGACAGAAGAUCGUUGCCGAAGUACACCAAAAGAUGAUGCAGCAGGACGUGGUUACGCUUCAGCGCAUGCUCCAAGAGCGCGAAAUGCAGCUCAUGGAUGCGCAGAGGCGAAUGCGGUCGCUCGAAAUGGCAGCGCAGGAGUUGGAUGGUGCGCGCGACGCGAUGCGAGACCGCGACUUGCGGGACCAAGAACAAGGACAGAAAAUCCGCGACCUACAGAUGUUGCUGGAUAGAGAGCGAUCGAGUAUUUCUUUUUCUUUCAUGAUCAUGAUGAAGACACAACAGGACUUAUUAUAUAGCGUAGUUUGGUGGAAACAACAGGGCAUUAGCGUAGUUUGGUAGACCGAAGCAGGUUAAACGUCGUAGAAGAAGAAGAUCAAAGAAGGAUAUUGAUUUGAUUAGGUAAUUGCAAAGAAGGACAAUAAGAAUGCCGAUUAUCAUGUCAGAUGAAAAAGUGACCAUCAUGUACUCAGACGGAGUCCUGAAUCUCCUCUAUUCUCACAUGAGUGAAAUAGAAUGCCGUCCCUCCAGAUAGCCGUUCAAGACUAAUUGAAUUAGUUCCUUAGGUAACUUUGCUAAUCGACAAUCAAACCGCUCAGGUCGCCAGGCCGGGGAUGAAGAAUUGAUGCGAACGCGGCAAGAGCGGAACUUAUUUCAGGAGCAGCUACGGGGCAUGACGAGUACACAAAUGGCAGCCGACCAGGAUGCAACGAAGAACAUAAAGUCUCAGACGGAGCUCAUGUUAAGGCUAGCACUUGUUUCGUAACAUCCAAAUCAAAUACAUGUUCCAGGGGUGGAGGCUCCCCCCUGUGGAUGGAGCGGUGGUGAUGUCCGCGCGCCCUUUUUCCCGCGGUGGUGACGUGUACUAGGGACCUCCGGGGGCCAAGGCCUCAAAAGGCGGAGCCGGAGGCCCCUGGCGGCUCUCCGCGUGUGCCCGACUCUUGGACCUUAUCAGGCGGGCGGCCUCCGGGGAAGAAGGCCGCCGAAGGCGGCCACGGUCACGAGGCCUGGCCCCGGAUACAUGCAGCACAGCGAAAGGGGUCAAGCCUUGCCACCUGCUUCUCUCGGAGGCCUUUCACCUCCCAAGAGACUCCCCCAGUGAGGAACCCGCACGCUGGAGGUCUGUAGUGUACACGCAACAAGCCGCAACAAGCCAAAGGGGGCCACCCUUGCCACCUUUGCCACCUUCGGAAGCCUUGCACCCCCGGCCUUCGGUUGGCGAACGGCCACAGGGAUGGGGGCUCUGUAGGGUCCAGGCAAGAAGCGGGAAGGGUUCGGAGGUGGGCUUUUGGAGGCCUUCCCGUCCGGCUGUCCCUCAGGAAAAAGGGUCCGGGGCGGGAGGCCCCGCCUCAAAAAGUUAGAUCGGGGGGGCCUUGGCCCCUGGAACAUACAUUACAGCAACCCACGACAGCAUAGGCAAUUAGGUCAUUCAUAGAUAGUAAGAAGUCUACUUCUACAACACUGAAGCAGAUAUUUUACUUUAGCGCCGCCUGUUGUAGUAAUCAAUGUAUAGUUGAUGUUCUUCGUACACAAUCACAAGACAUUUAUCCGGACGUAGACCUUCACCUUCUAAGAAUGCGACACCUCAAUGAGUUGGAAAAUAUGAAUUCUACUCUGGAAACGCAGAAUCAGGAGCUACAGCGACAAAUCAAGCAACUGGAGAACCAAGACGACCGUGCCAAAGAAGUUGCCGAGAUGCAUGAGCAUCUUGACAGCCUUGAGGAGAAACUGCAUCACGCCGAAGAAGACAUCGAGGAAUUCCAACGCGAAAAUCACUACCUCAAGACGGCACUGGAAGUUAAGCUCCAAACUAGCAUUUGAUUAUACCUGAAGACUCUCUUUAACUACAUCUCAUCUUUAGCGUCAACAGGUACAGAAAGGAGUGAUAACCGGCUUUGUUUCCUCCCUCGUAGUUCUAGUUUCUUCAUCGCAUUACUUAGUAGUACUGCUUGCGCACGGAUCUGGGUAGUUUUAUUUGGGGAUUAGUGAGCAACAAGCAUCGCGGGGAGCCUUCCACUUCUUGUGGCGUAAGUACACGGUGCUUGCCGUAGCUCUUCUACCUUCAGUGCGGCACUCGGGUUAGAAAAAGAUCUUGAUGAAGAUGUAAAUGAUACGUUACGUUGCACGUGAUGCAGGAAGCCUAAGGUCUGCACACUCACCUGCAUUCGGCAGAUCUACUCAAUUUGCUGUUGCAAGGAAGGAUUUUUUCUAACUACUAGAAGACUGUCCAGCUGGAGGCAGCCCACCGCUUCGAGGCUGAGUAUGACGCGCAUAUCACAGAAGCUAUGGCGCGAAAAGACGAAGAACUGUCUGCAACCGAAAAACAGAGUCAGGCUUUGGCUGCUAAGGUCGCAAGUCUGGAGCAGGAGAUUGGCGAAGUACGGAAAAUCGCAGGGCUUUCAGGUAAAAGUUUUCCAAAAGCACAGGCGUGUUUGAAAGCUAAGUUGGUAGAGAGACAACUAUCUGCGAUCUAGACAUAAGAGAGGAUUCUCCAUCCAAUAUCUAUACACUAACUACACAUUUUAUUCGCUUAUAAACAGAACGUUCACCUCCUCGUCCGAGCAGCCACAUCAAAAACAGGUGAUAGUGGGUCGCUGGAGGACUUGAUGACGAUGGUCCACGAUAGAGAUUUGGAGAUUGAAAAUCUCUAUGAUCGGGUUGACACGUUGGAGACAGAACUGGGGCAGAAGAUCGAGGAGCACAAGCUUAUGGAGCGUCAGGACUUCAAGAACCAGGAUCAGCAAGGCUUGAUGCAGUUAUGAUUUUGGAUCACUGUUGUACCAGUCGAAUAGCAAAAAUCAUAAUGGUGAACGUAAUUUGCAUGCCUAUUUGCACUCAAAAAACGAAAAGAUAUUGGACGUUGGCUAACUUGUAUUGAUCAACCUUCUGACCUGGCAGUUACCGUACGACAUCACAUGGAGCAACUUCUUGUUCUUCUUCUUGCUUUUUUCAUUUAGCACUAGCUGUAUUAUUUUCCGUGCAUUUUUGAACAACUCCAAGAACUUCUCUUUUCCCCUCUUUCUAAGGAAUGGUGCGAUUGACGAAUUGAGACGUGAAGUUGGGGACAAAGACAAGCGCCUGUAUCUUUUAGAACGCGAAAAAUCCGACUGGCUGGCGUCUAUGGGGCCAGAAGCAUUCGAUUUGGACAAGCAACUAGCGGGCAUGCGCACUGAGAACGCGCACAUGGCAACGGAGCUGAGUGACCUAAAACAAGAGUUAGGUCAGUAUUUGAACGAGGCAUCGAACGUAAUGUAUGAAAACCAGCUUCUGCGGCAAUGGUCGAAUAUACCACCAGAGCAACUACUCGACCUGUCGGAAGUCAAAUUUAUGCACAGACCUCUACACAGACCACAUCGAAGGUAACUGUUCCUUUUAUUUUCGUUAUUUUCAUAUAGGCGGAAGACAUCGAUAUGCUCUAGAUGAUACAUCAAGAGUAACUAUGUAUUAUGUUCGUUGUACUCAAAAAUACUCGCAGUGAUGAUAUACUUGGUCUUUAUGACGAUGCAAGGACCCAAAGGAGGCACUCAGGCCUAGUACGUAGGUAAUUAUCUCCCGCGUUCAUACGCGUGAAGGAAAAAGUGUCGGCGUCAAAGGCGGUGUCGAUGCAGCGGCAACUGGAGAAGGAGAUAUUGGACCUCGAGGAUGAGCGUCUCCAGCUGAAGAUGAAGCUGCGCAGUCUUGCUGCAUUGGCCAGCGAGCGAAGCUUAAGGCUAUUGUUCAUUUUUUCCACAUUUUUAGAACCGCCUGACAAGAAAUAUAUGGAACAAGUGACGGUGAUAUAGUCAGGUGUUCUCGGAGAAGAUUGCUGCAGUCACUGUCAUGAAACAAAAACUAGGUGCACCUCUAAGAACAACUAUUUUCAACGGGAUGGAUCCGGAACAGAUGCUCCAGCUGGAGCAGAUCGCGGAGACCUUGCGUCGUGGCCAGCUGGAGAUCCCGGAGACCGACAACAGCCGCGAGCUGCGAAAGAAAGUGCAGGCACUGGAAAAACAGCUCUCGAACAAAGACAAGCAAGUUUCGGAUAUGCUAACGCAGCACGUGGACCGCAAAAUGGACGAAGUGGUUGGAAAAGUCAGUGAAAAUGCACAGUUGAAGGAAAGGUACUAACUUUUAUGCACAGUAAUGCUUUUUGACUUUCCGUUGCUUGUCAUACAACACUUUUUCAGGAUAAUGCUACGCAAAUCCAUCUGCAAUCACUGCCACGCAAUGAGAACUUAGCAGGGAGCAUUUUUAUAAACCUGUGGCACAUCGACAGAAUAAUCUUCAUACUUGAGUAACCGUAAAAGAAGCUGACGCGUUAUUUCAGGGUCGCCUUGCUUGAAAAGGAGAACACUGAGUUGAAGACUGAGGCAGGAAAGUCGAUCUUGAUGCCGCAGGCACAGCAGAAUCCUCAGGCUCUACUGAAGAUGGCAGGGGGACUUGCCGGCAUGAUGAAGCAGGUUGGCGGAGCAGCCGGCGCAUCCUCCUCUUAUGGACUCUACUGCUCUUCUGAGGAAAACAAAGACAGGAGCAGGAAACAAGUUUAUUUUUAUCAUCAUUUUCUAUUUCUAGUGAGGUGCUCCACCACAAUUGAAAUAAUACUGAACGGACAGCAUUUAUUGAGAGUGUCCUUACAGAUAUUGCUGGGUGUUGUAAUGGAAGGCGUCGUCACAAAUAAGUACUUGUCGUGCUGUGCUAAUUUCAGAAGCCUGAUGCCCAAAGCGACGCUCUGCAGCAACAGCUUGCAGCGAUCCAGAAGCAGCAGCAAGACCAGCUUGCGCUGUUUCAGCAGCAGAUGCUCCAAGGUGCGCGCGAUCAAGCCGGAACGCAAACUAGUCCUGUGGAAGAGAAAAAAGCCGCGACUCCAAAUAAGCUUGGUGGCAAGCUUCUGGGCGCGGCCGCGUCGCUGCGUCGCGCGCAGGCAGAGGAACAGCGCAAGAAGCUAGAGGAAACUGAAAAGAAGCUCCAGGACCAGGAGAAGGCACUGCAAGCGGAGCAAAAGAAACGCGAGGAAGAGAGCAAGCUGCUCUCCGAUGCUGAGAAAGCAAAGCAGGAUGCUGAGCGGAAAGCACGAGAGCUUGCUGGAAGAUUCACGGAAGACGAGAGACGCCUACAAGAAGCGCACAAAGCGGUCGAGUCAGCGCGCAAAGAAAAAGACGCACAACAGAAGGUCCUAGCAACUGACACCUACAUGAGGAACCAUUUUUCUGCCACUAACUACAUGAUCCAAAUAUGACUUUAUGAGCGCUAUUUGAUACCGUACGGUAGCAGCUGACGAAGCAAAAGGCUUUACUUCCGAGAGCCUUCUGAGUUAGUUUCCUCAACACACAAUCGUUGUUUGAGAAGUAUGAUUUGAGACGUAAGAACAUUUUCACACUGUGCGAUUCAAUAGGACGCAAGAACGCAACUACAAUCUCUACUACAGGCUGCGACUGAAGCUGCGAAGCAGGCAGCUGAAACCCAGGAGGUCGCCCGCGCAGAAAUUCAGAGCGUGGCCCCGUUGACACCGAGCCUGCCAUCUCUGACACCCGCAGCGAUGCAGGCGCCAUCGAUGUGUACUUCUACUUGAGUUUUUUGAGACCACAACUUUUCACUUGCGGUUGCCCCACCUGAUCUCUGUCAAAAAAAGGCUCUUCCACCUUUCUUCUCUAAUCCAAUCGACCAUUUUUUUUUUGCCAUUCACAAACUUUUCUUCCUUUCCAGUCGCACCAAUGGUGCAGCCGCCGCCAUUGGUCUUACCGCAGCAGUAUAUUCAACCGAGCGCGAGGACGAUGCCAAUGUCCGCUGGCGGCAGUUUGUCAGCGAUGGUUAUGCCACCGAUUCCGGGUUUGCCGCCGUCUGGAUACUCUCAGCUUUUCAACCAAGGCGUUCAAAUGCCGAAGCUCCUCGCGGAAGGCAGUAUAAUCAAUCUCAUGCUUUAUUUUUACCUGUGAUGUUCAACUCUGCUCGUCUACGUAAUGGUUAAGCAGAAUUCAUUACAUAGUGAUUCUGUCUAUAUGGCUGUGGAUAUCUUCAUCCCGUUGUGGGUGAAUUUUCUCUGCUGAAGAUUGAUCAUAAUUCUACAAAUGCACCUCCUGAAUAUUUCAGGUGGGCCAAUGAGUCAGCGAGACGCGUGUGCGUUAUAUGUGCAGUUGGUAGAGUUGUCGGAGGAAAUUGCGCGUUUAACUGAGGCCAAUAGUGCGCACAAGUCUGAUUUCGACAAUUUACGGGGAAAAUACGAACGAUUGAUGGCGGAACGUGAGGUCAUUUAUCAGGACUUCUUCAAGCAAAAGACUGGAUGGCUGGAUGAAAAGAGCGGUCUGGAGAAAUUAGCCGCAGAUAAAGAAGAAGAGGCGAAGUCUCUGCAGAAUCAACUUAAAAGUCUGCGCACACAGUAUAUCGACAAUGCAACCGGGUCCGCGGCUGCUUCGGUCGCAGGUGAUGCUGAUUCGGCGGGCAGUCGCGAAAAAAUGGUUCAGCUGAUGCAACGUGUCUCCAUUCUGGAAGAGCAAGAGGCAAAGAUGGCGCGCAAGUACCAGGCAUUGUCAGAGGAUUACAGCAGCACAAAGGCCGCAUUGGAUACCAUCGAAUUUCAAGCUGGUGAAGCUGAGACGUACCUGAAGCAGAAGAUAUCACAACUGGCAUUGUGGAAACAGCGAGCUGAGAACGCGCUGCGCAUCGCCUCGAAGAAGAUUUUGGACAUGGUACCGGUGACGGAGUACGAGCGUGUGAACAAGCAGCUGCAGGUGUGCGCACAGCGGGAGAUGGACUUGCUGCGGCGUCAGAGCGAUCUGUACGUCGUGAACGCAGAGCGCGAGGACCGGCUCCGCCACCUUGUGCGCUUGGAAGACCGCGCCCAGUCUCUGGAGAACAUCUCGCUGGAAGCAGAACACGAACUGGCGCAGCUCCGCGCACGGCUGCAACAAUUCGACGAGAAUUUUGCACGAGAGUGCACGCUCUAUCGCACGCUGGUUGCGAGUCUGCAUGCGCGAGUGGGCCACGCUGGCGAGUUCUUCUACGAGGGCCUCUUCCAGACGCAAGACGUUGUGGCGCCGGAUCGCAAGGUCGAGGACCGGCUUCGACAGUUAGACGGCGACCGUGACGGCUUUAUUACACUCGGAGCGCUCUUCGACUACUUGCAGAGCCUGGACAUCGACGUAGCAGCUGAGGAUAUGGAAACUAUUGGCAAAUCAGUGAACGCAGAGGGCGGCGGACUCGGUGGUACAGUCACGCUCGGCGGCAGCGCAGAUGCGUCGUCGGGAGCGGCGGCCGACGUGUCGAUGACCGGUCAGCAGGGCGGCAACGUGCCGUGGGCUGGACGCAGGCUUUCCGUGCUCGCUUUCGUUGCGAAGCUGCGCCUCUUCGGUCUCCAAAAGAAGUCUGGGGAAGAGCUGUUCUGGGCUGCAGUCCGCCAGCGCGUACCGCAGGAAGUCAACUUCUUCAAGAUGUUGCACGUUUUCGCAGCCCAGGACGAUACCGUGAAAGUGGGUGACAUCUUCCAGGUGUUCAAGACCUUCGGGUUGCCCCUGGAGGAGCAGUUGGCAGGUGAGGACCUCUUGCAGGUGGCCACGUGGUGCGGCUAUGCUGCGGACCCGACAGCGGCGCCGCACGCGGCCGAGCGUCAGCACUUACUGCAUGUCGCGCGCAUCAACUACAAGGAGUUUGUGGAGCGCGCUAGAAAACGGUUUCAAGCCGCGAGCAGGCUGCUCGACAUCGAGCAGGAAGCAGCACCGGGUGCGAGUCCUUCUGCAACGAGCGGAGCCGGGGCGGGCGUUGGUGGCUCUCUGGCAGGCGGCGUGCAGUCUGCGGGCCCAGGAUCAGCGGGCUCGGGCUCCGCCGAGCCGUCGGCGCGUUCUGGUGUGAACCAGCAGCUCUCUUCUGCACGUGACGGCCCAGCACCCAACAACGGAGGUGCUGGCGGUUUCCUCUUCUAUCCGGAAACACUCCAGUCUGAGAUGUCCUCGAUGGCAGCGGGAUACAGUGCGGCGCAGCAUGGAGCACUUCCUAUUCUCGGUGGUACUUCAAUGCACCACCACAGUUCUCUGGCUUCUUCUGCGCGCGGCGGUGACAAUCGAGCGCAGAUGAGCGCGCAGGUCGCGGAGUGGCGCAUGGCAGCUGCGAAUCGGCGUGCGCACACGCUUGAGUUGGAGUUGAAGAACAAAACGGCCACGCAGAAAGAACUGUCAAAGCAAGUGGGAGAUUUGGAAGCGCUGAGCUUGCGUUUGGAGAAGGAGCUUCACGAGGAGCGCCAGCGUCGCGCCGACAGCGAGAUUCGACUCACGAACAUGCUAGAAAAAGACGAGGUGGAGCCCAAACUUCGGCUAGCCGAGAGUGUGCUGUUCGAGAAUGAGCAGCUGAAAGCGCAGCUGGCUCAGCAACGCGACAUGGUGGCUGUGUGCGCGAAGCAGAGCGAAAAUCUUGAACGCUUGAUCAAACGUCGACAAGAGGAGAAAAAGCAUUUGCAGGACACCGUGCGCAUGCUGCAGGCCAGCGACGAGAUCGAGCUCGCGGUGGGAAAGACGCAGUACAAGUUGCUUCUCGCGCAGUGGGAACGCUCACACGCGACACGAGAACUGCAAAAUGUCGUUGGCGAACUACGCUCGAUCCGUGCGGCGGAGGCAGACACGGCCACAAGGCUCGACUUGGCAACCAAGAACUACCAAGAUGAGAUCGCGGAGUUGCGCCAGAAGCUCUCUGACUGCCUCAUCGAGAACGACAAACUGCGCCAGGAUGUGGCUACGAACUUUACGCCCGAAAAAGCUCAACAGCUGAGCAACCAAGUCGAAGAAAUCUCUCUUAUGCUGAGCAAUUUUUCGAAAGUGUAGCACUGGUGGAACUGAAACUAGCGCUGGUGGGUUAGUUGUAAUCUCAUCCCUCUAAAAUAUUUCAUCAUCAUCACAACAUGUCACUCAGGAGUCGCAGUUCCUUUUUCAGUCUUCACCUAAGAAAGUGAUGAAUUUCGCGUUUCCUCAAAUAUUUUUAUUUGCCUCCUCACGCGUGUGCUUAGGCUUAUUCUCGUAUCUUUUCAUUUUGUAGCGGAAAACCGAACUGGAGCGUGACCUAGAAAGCGUGCGACGCGAGAAGAACGCUGCUGUGGCACAGCUGGAGAUGGCAAAGGAGCAGGCACGACAGGCCCAAGAGCUGUUCGAGGACCUAAAGAGUUCCCAGGUCGAGGAUGCUCUAAAACGUGGCAACGAUGAACUAGCAGAAUCGCGAAAGAAGGUAAUGAGCCUUGCAACCAAGCUCAGUGAUACCCGGUUAGAGAGUUUACGUUGCCAGCGCAAGCUAGACGCCAUGGCGGAGCAGCAAGAAAAUCUGGGUAGAUCUGGCGACCAGAAAGAGAAGACCAUUGAGUACUUGCAAAAGCAGUUGGCGCAAAGUGAGCUGCGUCUGCAGCAAGAGGAGGAGCGGUGGCGGCUGAAGUUGCGUGAGGGCCACGAGGUAAUGCUGGCAAUCCAGAACAACGCGACAACGCAAAGCAAGCCUGCGAUGGGCAAGGCCAAUGCGGACGGGGCAAGUAGUCCUACUGGACCAGACGGGGGACGGGGAUCGUUCCAGCAGCAAAAACUUACCAUAUUCGGCGGUGGCGAUUCGUCGAUGCGACAUCGAUGGAGUCUGCAAUCCGGGAUCGAGGAUGUCUUGGAUAAAUUGCAGAAAAAGACAGAAAAGGUUCAGGAAUUGGAGGAAGACAUUCAAAGGCUAGAACAAAACCACUUGAUGCUGCAGGAAACGCAGCAACGCAAACUGAAGAAUGCCGAAGUCCAAAUCAAAUUGCUUCAAGCCAACCUUGGCGGGGACGACGCCGCUACAAAAUUCCGCACGGAACUUCUGCGCGAGCAUGAUGUUAUGAAUAAUAAAUAGAAAUCUUUAUUACUUAGAUCUGUGUUUUUCGUGAUCAUGAACGUGAUCAUCUUCUGUAGUUGUUGAUUUUUGAUACUGGCAUCAACAUCUAUCAUGGCAUGUGAAUCUCUUACGUACAAUCACGUAAGGACUUGUUCGGGGAAGGACGGACUUGCAUUUCUCACUAAGCCCCACGCACGUGCUUUUCCUCCCUUUCAUAGUGUAGGAAGUGAAGAAGGUGGGUGAAGCGGCAAAGCAGUCCGUUGCUCUGUUGCAGGAUCUGGUAGACCAGAAAGAAGAGCAGCUGCGCACAAGGAACGGACAGAUCGAAGAGCUGCAAAUCAAGAUCAAGGAGGACCGCGGCUACCACCAGCAAGAAGUUAACGCAUUGAAGACGCAGUUGAUCCAGGCAGAAAGCGCGCUAAAUGUCCAGAACGUGAAGCUUUCGGCUCUCCAACAGGGUCGUGGUGGACCUGGAGGCCAAGGCGCGGCGGCGUCACAGAACGAGACCGCACUGAAAGUUCUGCGCGAGCACGGCGCGAUGGUGUCGCAGGCCGAAGGCGAGUCGCAGCAGCUUCAAAGACACCUUUCCACGAAAGAAACCGAGAUCGUUGAGUUGAAACAGAAGCUGGCGGAACGAGUGCGCGAGAACGAGCUGGCAAAGCACGAGCAGCGUGCAUUAGACAAAAAGCUUCAGGAGGCGGAGAAAAACUACGACGCCAGCAAUCUCGCGCGCAUUGUGCAGAUCUGCCGCAAGCAGCUGAAGGAGAAGCAAGCCGAGAUCGUGAAGCUGAAGGACACGGUCGAGAAGUGGAAAACGGAACAGAUCGAGGUGGAGGCCAAGAAGCUGACGGCGCAAGACGAGGCCAAACAGAGCGAGCAGCAGGAGCGCGUGUUGCGCAAGCAGGUGCGGCAGUACGAAGACCGGCUUGAGGAUAUGAAACGGCGUAUGCUGGCACUCCAGGACGAGGUGAUCGCGACGAAGAGCAAGGAAGCAAGUAACGCUAUGGUGCAGCGCUCGCAGGAGGCUUCAGAGGCAAAGCUGAAAGCACUCCUGGAGGAGGCGCGCGUUGCGAUUUCCGGCAAGAUGAAAGAGGUAGAUGAAAAGGAUGCGAGAAUCAAGCGAUUAUUGGACCGCGUGGACGACCUAGAAAUUGAAGCGGAGCAACUGAAAAAACGCGCGCCGGGAACUGCUGCUACUGCAUCAGCUGGACCGCCGUCCUUUGGGUCCCCGAGUCUCGGGUCCCCCGGCAGCGGCAUGCCCACAACGAUAACGGGCCUGCGACAAAAGCUUCAGGACUUGGAGGGCGAGAACAUGAGACUGAAGCGCAAGCUCGAACGCGCGGAUUCAAGUGGCACCGGUUCUCCCCGAGCCGGGGCAGUGGCUGGCAGCUCGCUGUCCGCAGCUGAAACCGCAGAAUUGCGAGAGGCGCUUGCGCGUGUGAGGCGCGAGCGGGACGAACUGAAACAGCAGCAGUCGACGCCGGUUUCGCCGUCUUCCUCGCUCGGCCUAGCACAGAAGAACGACUUGCUGCGGCUGCAGGUGGUCAAGUUGAAGCAGCGUUGCGAGAAAUCAGCGGAGGAGUACGAGGCACUAAUGCGACGGGCACGUGGAAUGUUGCUCAUGGUGCAGCGUGGCUACGACCCGAAUCUUGCCAUGAACCUGCAGCGAGAAGUACGAGGCCUACUGGAGGAACUCGAUUCGAACUCGAAAAAGGUGAUGUCUCUGGACUUCGCAAAGAUGUCACAAGACCUGUCCACGCUCACAGCCGGAUCGAGCACUGGAGCACCGGCAACCGCAGGUUCGGCGACCGGCUUGAUUGGCAGCACAUCACCCGCAAUUGCGUCUGUGGGCACCGUUGGCAGCGGGGAGGCCGAGCGGCUGAACGCCGAGAACAAACGUCUCGCGGAACAGGUGGAUGAGCUAGGCGCGUUGCGAAUGAAGAGCAGACGAUUGGAGCAGGAGGUUGCCGAGAUGGAGACGUUGCGUCGGCGGGUGCGCGAGAUGAGCGCAGUUUCACCCGCCAGUCGCGGGAUGUCGAUGGAAGAAGAGACGCGCUUGCGCACGGAGCUCAAGCAGACCCAGGACAAGCUGUAUGAAGCGGAGACGUCAAAGACGCGACUGACACGGGAGAAGGCUGAUUUGGCCUCAGCACAGGGUGCCGGCGCAUCGCCUUCGUCCGCCUCUCAAGCUAUGCUAGACCGCGUGCGCGCGCUUGAGCAGGAGAACGCACGUCUGCGAACAUCGUCGACGUCCGGAUUCGGCGCUACUGCUGCAGCCACAACUAGUCCGUACGGUGGGUCUAUGGCCGCUUCCUCGGGAGAGGCCAUCGCGUUGCGUUCUCAGCUGAACGCCGCUCAGGACCAAGUGGCUGUGCUUGACCGACGCUUGCGCGAGGAACAGUCCGCAAUGGUGCAGUUGAGGGACGCGCUCGCGAAGAAGAUGGCUGCCUCAGCACAGCAGCAAGUUCCAGGUGCUGCAGCAGUUGUACAGGAGCAAGCAAGCGCCGUUGCAACAAUGUCAUCGAAGGAAAUGCAGGGAUUGCGAGAUAAAGUGAAGCAGUUCCGGGACGCCUACGCGGUGCUUGGAAGCAACUGCACGAAGCUGGAGAAAUUUCGCUCGGACAUGAAAGAGCUGGUUGCCAUGAGCUCCGCGACAAAGGGUAGUGACGAUGCAAACAGAAUAAUCAACAAGCUCCGCAUGGCCUUGUCGGAAGUUCAGUACCUGCCAGAAACACCUGACAACCCCGAUAAGGAAUCGGGCAACGACGCCGAGAAUGCGCUAGCUGACAAGCAACGAAAGGUGGCGCAGACUUUGGCGACAGUGUUGGAGAGCAAUCAGCAAUUGGAAGCCAAAACCAAAAAGAUGAAAGAGGCGCUCGCGGGAAUCGAAAAACUGAAGACGCGUUAUGACGGCCAAACAUCAAUCGCGAGCUUCGAAACUGCAUCGCUUCUUCGUGAAGUACGGCGGCUGGCACAGGAUGCGCGCGAGGCUGCAGCAGUGGACCAACCGGUUAGUGGUGCCAGUGCAGGAUCCGCUUCCGCAUCUUCUGCUCCUGGCGGAAGCGCGGCUACCAGCGGAACCGCUGUUGGCGCAGCCGUGAACCCAGCUGACGUGAUACGCAAAUUGGAAGAGGAGCGAUUUGCGUCGGAAGAUGUUGUCCGCGAGCUGCGCCUGAAAAUGUCCAAACUAGAGGAUGAAAACUUGGCGUUGUCACGUGGGAAGUCUGCGGGCGAAGCAAGUGCGGAAGCAACCGGGCAACAGCUUCGUGUACUCGAGAAGAAUGCAGAGGAAGAGAAAACGCGUUUCAAGGGCUUCCGUGACAACCUUGUGAAGUCACUCCGCGAGGCCCAAGAAGCGUCUGCGCUCGCAGCGCGGACAUCGCCAACCUCCGGCUUGCGACCCUCACCGCAGACCGGAAUGUAUGGUCGCCCUGGCAGCAGCAUGUACGGCGGGAUUAGCAGCACGUCUGGUAUGGGAAUGGGCAGUAUUGGCUCUCAGCCGACAACGGUGCCUAGGACGAUCUACGACAAGCUUGUGAGUGCAGUGCAGGCGCUGCUAGACGCAGAAACACAGCGCGGCAUCCUCGCAGGCGUUGCCACUACAACUGCGGCAGCGACGCCCUCUACCCUAACUAGCGGAGCAUCAUCAGCUACUGCCGUAGCCAAGGCGACCUCUUCGUCGUUGGUGGCAGGACUCGGGGCAAUGGCGGUCGCGAAAGCCGCUACACCUGCGGUUGCAAAGCCGGCUGGCGCUGUCGGUGUGGCGUUCUCUUCUGUUUCACCAACGCCCGCCCAGGCAACAUCAACGACCGGACUGUCGCCGCUACCUGUUGGUGGCGCACCCGCAACGGCAAGUGCGGCCACUCCGCCCGGGGGAGUCUCUCCAGUAAGUGCGUCUGUAGCCGCUUUACAAGACACCAUUACCAGUUUGUCUGCCGAAAACAACCGGUUGCGAGUCCAAGUCCGGGAUCAAGACACCCAGAUGCUCUCUCUUGUGCAACAGCAGAGGCCGCCGGUGCUGGAAGGCAGCCAUGGCGCCGCUGCUCCCGGUGACGGCGCAGCUGGCAAUGCGGCAACCCCACUGCCUAUUCCGACAGCUACAAGUGCGACAGUCGGCCCGGAGGGGUCAGCUGCAACUACUCCGACUGCAGCUGCGGGAACAGCAACAGGUGGUCUAACGGAUGCGGCAACGGUUACACCAACGCCGGCGGCUGCGCCGUCCAUCAACGUUACCCUGAGCGCUAAUCCGACGCAGGCUGAAGUCGAAUUGCUCGCGAAGAAACUGCAACAGACAGAGGAUCUCUACGCGAAAGCCUCCUCCGAAUGGCAGCGGAGCGUAGAUCGCGUCGCCGAGCUCUCCACAGCCAACGCCAAACUGGACAGCAAGUUGAAAGCCCUCGACGCUUUCGUUAAGGUGGACGGCGAGCGAUCGGCUCACGCGUCCGAGCUUUUAGGGCGCAUCGAGCAAAUCGAGGCUGAGAAACGCGAGCUAAAAGCUCAGCUGGGCGAAGUGGGCGAGCUCAAGUACGAGAUCAAAGUGCUGAACGCCGAGUUGGAGCGAACAGGAAUUCUGAAGAAGCGUUUGGAGGAGGAGUUGAAGGGUCUAGAGUUCUUGAAACUUCCGGACAGCAAGGGGGAAGAGAUCUCGAAGGGAGUCGACCUUGGUGCAGGAAGGGGCGUUCGCGAGUUGGUAGAAAAAGUUGUCAUCCUGGAACAUAAAAAUCAAGAGCUGGCAAAAGAUUUGAUGGCCAUGAAGCUGUCAGGAGUUAACGUUCCCCCGGAAGCUGAUGCAAAACGCCCCAAGUCAAAUAAGGGUAUGGCAAGGGUCAAUAGUUAAAAGUUCCUAUUCCAGGUCAUUCUAGCUAGAGGAUGAGACAAUAUGCACAAGGAAAUUCCGCUUCUGGGCAGAGUUGCACUUGCAUGCAGGAAGUGAUUAGUUGAUUUUUUCGUUACUCUAUAUAUGUUCCAGGGGUGGAGGCUCCCCCCCUGUGGAUGGAGCGGUGGUGGCGUCCGCGCGCCCUUUUUUCCGAGGUGGUGACAUGUAAGGGCCUCCGGGGGCGAAGGCCUCAAAAGGCGGAGCCGGAGACUCCUGGCGGCUCUCCGCGUCUACCCCACAGGCGUCCCGACUCUUGGGCCCUAUUGGGGGGGCGGCCUCCGGGGGGAGAAGGCCGCCGAAGGCGGCCAGGGUCGCGAGGCCUGGCCCCUUUGGCCCCCAUCCCCCCAAUGGGUGACAGCGUCCGCCACCACCAAACCCCCGGGGGAUGAGGACCAAAGGCGAGGAGGAGGGGGGGCAAGGCGUGCCCGCCUGGGUUCUGUCUUCGGAUAUAUGCAGCACGGCGAAAGGGGUCAAGCCUUGCCACCUGCUGCCCCCGGAGGCCUUCCACCUCACAAGAAACUCCCCCAUUGAGGAACCUGCACCCUGGAGGCUUGUAGGGUACAUGCAACAAGCCGCAACAAGCCAAAGGGGGCCCAGCCUUGCCAUCUUUGCCACCUUCGGAAGCCUUGCGCCCCCGGCCUUCGGUGCUUCAACGGCCUCACGGAAGGGGGCUCGGUAGGGUCCAGGCAAGAAGCGGGAAGGGAUCGGAGGUGGUCGCUUGGAGGCCUUCGCGCCUGGCAUCCCUCGGGAAAAAGGGUCCGGGGCGGGAGGCCCCCCCUCAAAAAUUUAGAUCGGGGGGGCCUUGGCGCCUGGAACAUAUAAAUAUGCAGUUGCAUAACUGAUUUUUUUGUGUUUGUCACCUUGCGUUUCUCCUUCUUCACUUUUGACACGGCGUCCUCUGGCACGAAAACGAGCCGCGCCAUCGGCCGCGGUCCGACCGAUGCGGAGAUGCAAAUUCAGAAGAAGAAAUUGGACGAAGCGAACAGGGUGUUUCAGAUUGAGCUGCAGGACCGACAGGAGAUAUUCGCGCGUCGUAUGAAAACGCUCUGCGCUGAGCUGAAUGCGGCACACGAGGAACGAGACGCGGCCAAGUUGCGUGAAGAAGGAACGCUGAAGAAACUCAAGUUCCAAGAAGAAGAAGUUGCAACUCUGAAAAAACAGGUCGCGAAGCAGGAUGAGAGGCACGAGCUGGAUCUAGCACGAGCGGGCAAUCUCGCGCACGACAUCCAAGUGUUCGAGAAGGGAGCGGAGCGCUACAAAGUGUUCAGGCAGCGCAUUGAGUGGUUCCAGAAAAAUUGGAUAGACGAUCUGGAAAAGCUCACGCAGCAAACCAAGACGGCCGUGGCGAAAGCGACGGCGAGCAAGACAACGGGGCAAGUGAAGGCGGGAAGCGACAAGGAUGCGGCUCUGGAUCACUGGAUUGACAGGCUAGAAAUGGGCUUAGUGUACUUGUCGAAGUACAUCGACAACGAGGCGUCCUUUGGCGGGCAGGGACGAGAGCAACUCGCCCAGUCGUCAGCGUUGAUGCGAGUGGAUCCCCGCUGUUUCACCGAUAUCAACCCCGUGGAGGAGGCGAUCUUAGCGGAAGCAACAAAGAAGAAGGAGGACGCGGCUAAAGGAAAGGGCACCGAAGAUGCAGCAAAGGAAGGUGCGAAAACAGGUUCUUCUGAUGACGGGGCAACGAAGCAGGGCGCGGCUUCCUCGUCUACCGACAAACCAGGUACAGGCGACGUCCCAAAAGACGGUGACGACAAGGCUGCCGACGGAUCAAGCGCAAAGGCUGCUGACGAGAGUAAGGCACAUGCAGCCGCAAAAGCGACUCCUCCCGCUCCACAGAUGAGCGAGGCGCAGGCAAAGCGCGCAGCGAUGCUGUCUGUGAUCACGGAGCCAGACGAAUUGCGCAAGAGGGCUUUGAAUGCCGAGGAUGACCUCGAGCGCGCAACCAACAGGUUUCAGCAGCGUUUAGCAGAACUCUCUGCGGUGAAUGUGAAGCUGGAGGGACGGAUGGCUGAGCUUGGCAGCGUCGUAAAGGUUGGCGACGAAACCGCAGGCGAGUUCUUCAAGAAAUUCGACGCUCUGAAAGAGGAAAACGCAGCGUUAUCCGCUCGAUUCAGGGAAACCGAUGUGGUCGAAGCGGAGCUCGCGAAAGUGAAGGUUGAGAAGGAGAAGCUCGACAUCCUCUACAAGCGCGCCGUGAAGGACUUGAGUGAACUGGAGAAGUCGCGCACUGUUGGCGGUGGAGCAGCGCAGAAGAGCGCGAGUACUGAGAGGCGGCUCGUUGAUGUCGGUAGCGGGACAAAACUUCAAGAGCUCGUCGACAAAUUGGCCUUCCUCGAAGCCGAGAACGAUGAUUUCCGGAAACAGCAGAACCAACCGAAAAGACAGAGUGGAAACUACGCCGCAAAAGGGUCUAGUGUGAUUGGUGGAGGGGGCGAUAAGACUCAAGUCGCCCUCCUGCAGAAGCGCAUUGAAGAAUUAACCCGUGUCUUCGACAUGGAGGUGGGUGACAGACAGGAGAUGUUCAACAGUCGGCUGCACCGGCUAGGCCAGGAGCUGGACAAAGCAAACGACGAGAGACGGAGUUGUGAGCGCGCGCAAGCCGCCGCCGAAAAGAAGGUUGCCGACGCAGAGGCGCUCUUAGCGAAAACGCAGGACGACUUGGGACAAGUCCGUAUCGCGUUCGAGCGAGAGCAGGAUAAGGUGCAGGCAGCGGGACGCGAAAAGUCUUCCUUGGAGCAGCAGGUUAACGUCCUGGGGAAAAAAGAAACCACUAUUGUUGAGCUCAAGAGCGAGGUCCAAGUCGUUGCCAAGGAGAACGAGCGCUUGCGGGACUGGCAGAUGCUCAGCCCCGAGAAGCAUGCAGAACUGAUCGCGGGUGUGCGACAGAAGCUGACGUUGGAAGGCAUCAGCUUUCUACAAAUCCUAAAAGCGCUUGACGUCCAGAAGAGCGGGCUUUUGUCUCUGCGCGGAAUCCAGAAGGCGGUGGACAUGCUGCCAUUGUCGGUUUCGGCACAGGUGCUGGACACCUAUUUCUCGGAACAGGCGAACGCAAGCUUGACUAACUUCCUCGACGGCGAGCGCAUCAGGUACGUGGAGUGGCUCGCGGCACUAGGAGAGGCGACAGUUUCCGAGUUCGAACCGAUUCCUCUCAAGAGUGCUGGCCACCUUGGGCUUUUGUUGCCAUCCGGCGCUCUGCGCGGAUUCUCGCUGCGUACGGCGUUGCGCAUCGUUUUUGCGCUUUUCGAGCAAGCUGAGCAAUCGAGUGACCCCUUUAACAUGCUCGUCCACGUCUUUUCCGCAUUCUUCGAGUUCCUGGAGCGCGAGAAAGUCAAAGUCUUAGUAGGUCAAUUUCUUUCCCAGGUUGAGGAUAGUGAAAAAGCCACAGAUAACAACGCUGAUGCCAAAUCAACGCCGUCUUCACCAGCAUGGAAGACCGCCGCAUCUUCCGCUGGGCCAGGCACGAGUUCUGAGACCGAGACGGUCAGUAAGGACGAAAUAGCGCGCCGGAAACUGUUAGAGGCGCUUGAAAGCGCGCUUGUGUGGACUCUUGACACAGCAUUUCUGAGUAGUCGAGGUGAGUAUGAAGCGCGUAAGUUGCGCUUGGCCGAAGAGCUAGAGACUUUACACAUGGCAAAGACAGACGACGCAACAGUGCUGACUGCAAAGAGCAAGGACCAGGGACCGGUUGCGCGACUCCGGCGUAUGCUUCUGAAGAAACAGAUGCGCGUGCGCGUGUUGUUUGAUCAGCAUUGCACGCGUGCAGGGUUCCUAACGCUCGCAGACUUCAAGCGCAUGGUGCGCACGGAGCUGCCGUCGACACCUCCUAAGGCACAGCAGAGCAAGAUACCGCCCCCACCAGGCACCAAUGCUACUAGCGAACGACAAGGAGCGGACGAUGACUCUGGAAACCAACCCGCAUAUUCGGAUCAGCUGCUAGAGUACGUUUUUGAAGCUGCAACACGCAAAGCGGGACGCACAAUGAAAGUCGGGAACCUGGCUGCUGGCAGCCCGACCGGUUUUUUGCAAUUCCGCGAUUUCGAAUUGGAAAUCAGCGGUGAGCGGUCCGAAACGCAAAUCCUGUUCCAAAAAGUGCGAAACGGCUUAAUGGAGAAAGCUGCCCGUACCACGGGAGAAGGCAUGAAGGAGGUUUCGCCCACGUGGUUUGCAAAAGCGAUGCCUCCGACACACGGAGACGACGAAGACCGCGGCACACAGAGUGAUAUGGACCACUUCCUGCAUUUCUCUGGCGUGAAGUGCAAUGCCCAUGAACGUGCUUUGAUGGUGGACGAGUGCCCCGGUAGUGCAGUUAUUGCGGCUGUCCGAAUGAGCAAGUCGCGCAAGUCGAUCGCAUCCUCAGCGUCCUCCGCGCCAUCUUCAGAUACAGGUGCAAACUUCAGCCGUGCAGAGUUCGCGUGGCGGGUGCGCAGCGCACAUCUUUUCACAACUUUAGAGAAGUUGAAGAACUGCUUCUUUAACAAUAAGUUGUCCCUCCUCGACGCCUUCUUGCAGGCUGACGCGGAUCGCGACGGCAACCUCACCUACAUCGAGUUCAAAGACCUGUUCGAGCAUCAGAGCUUGCUCAAAGAAAUCUCGAAGACGGAUUUGGGGAGUCUCUUUGAGAUUUUAGACGAAAAUGACACGGGAAUGCUGCCCUAUGCUGUGCUUAAAUCUCGUCUCUGCUUCCCCGAGGAGGUGCUGGCCGCUAGCUGGGGCGACGAAGCUGGCGACGCGCCCGAAGAGGGCGCUGCGAACGACGGAACAGCUGCGUCUGGUGCUCAAGCGGUGGUGCUGCCAGCCUGGACCGACACGCGAAGUCGGGAUCGAAUUGAGCGGUGGAAACAGGCAGCGCUCAGCGCCUUGAGAAACGGCGUGAUCGGGGAGAAUCAACCGAUCCGCACGUUGCUGCAGAAGCUUGACGCGAGAAACAGUGGAAGUCUGACCAGUGCGCAGUUCAGGAGGUUUGUCCAACAGGUUGUGCCAGGGUCCGACGAUCAGGCAACACAAAAGCUGUUCCAGAUUCUGGAGCACACGCAGCAGCGCCAGACCGACCGCAUGUUGCGCAACACUGGACUUGCGCCAUCCGUGAAAAUUGAUCUUCUCAUUGCGGAAAUUCAGUCGGCCAGGUGCGAGCAGGACAAUAAGGCCGACCGCUGGGUGACUGCUGGGCCAGCGGUGGCGAACAUUUAUCGUAUGUUGGAGUCGCAGAAGUUGUCGUUGUUGAAGUUGCUACGGGAUUUAGACCCACUUAGCACCGGUCGGAUUCUCUUCCAUUCGCUUGUGUCCAUGCUGUCCCGCCAGCUGAAUAUCCCUCUCGAAGAGUGCCGCAAGCUGCACCAGCUUUUGAAACUCGACAAGAAUGGUAUGGUUCUCUGCGACGACGUGAGCCGUGUAAUUCUCCGUGAAUUUCCCAAGAAGGCGCCCGCAGUCGGAGGACCCACGACAGUGUCCUCCGGGGCUGGAGGAAGCAGCUUGAAUGCGACUGGCGGUAGCGCUGCAAGUGGUAUGUCGAUUACCGCACAGCCACUACCACCUCUUGCAGCUGGGGCUGCCGCGCGUUUUAGUAGCCGCACAAGCGGUGCAGACCAGCCCACCGCGUCGUCGAGUGCCAAUCAAGCAGAGGCGAAACUGAAGCAGCAAGUCAUCACACUGGGUAAGGCGCUGAAGCAAGCCGAAGAACACAAGGACAUGGUCGAAAAGGAGCUGGCCCGUAUGACGCACCAGUCCGAGACAAGCGACCACAUGGAGGAAACAUUGCGCGAAAAAGAGAAGGAGAUUGCUGCCUUGCAGGAACAAGUCGAUAAGGUCGAGAAAACGAACAGUGAACUCGUGCUGGAAAAAUUGAAGUCAACAGAUGGCUACCGAAAGGAGCUCUUCGACAAGGAUGGCCGCAUUGAAGCUCUGCAGAAGCAAUUGAAUGUCGAUGCCAAAAAAAUCGUGGACGAAGUCAAAGGCGAAAAAAAAAGCGUAGAGAACGAGCUCACGCGUGCUCAGGAAGAAAUCGAACGCCUCAACUAUGAAAUGAAGAGAGUCAAGGCGGUACUAACUUUCUCAUCAUGCCUACCAACAUGAAGAGCUAGUUUGAGUUAGAGACAGCUGCUUGCAAAUGAUUCAAUUUGCUUCUUCAGGCGUCCUCCUUAAAAAUCACAACUUAAUGAUUCAUUACCUUUUUCAAAAAGGCAGGAUUCAAAGAUGUGAUAGUCACCUAGCCAGAAAGGGUAACAAAUUUAUCUCUCUUCACCAUGUUACAGGUCCGCCUCGGUGACGAGUGGGCCCAGCGGGAGGAGGAGUAUAUGACGAUCAAUUUGAAGGUGAAGCGGUUGGAGGACGAGAAGCGUGCGCUGCUUGGUGACAAGGAGGAGAUGGACAGUUCACUUCGACGUGCGGAGGCCAAGUCCAUGGAGUACUUGUUUGAAAGGACACAGUGGGAGCAAAAGUUCGCUCGUAUGGAGGACCGCAUCCGGGAUCUCGAAACCACAAUUGAAGUGGGCGAAAAAGCAGGUGGUGCUGGCAUUCCUGGGUCCAGUGCGAGCAAAAGUUCGGUCGCGUCUGCGCCUGCUACGGGAGGGAAGGCGUCAGCGGCCGAUGCGAAAGCGGCAAGCCGACGCGAGAAGAACUUAGAAGCAGUGGUGGAAGGCAUGGAAAUGGUGAUCAACAAGCUGAAAAAAGAUAAUCACCGACAGAUCCAAGAGUUGGAGCGAUUUCACCGUGAAACGCGGAAGCAAGGCGCGCUACAUGCCGAGAACGAACGCUUGCGUGAAAAACUUAUGUAAAAUGGGAUGGUCAUGUUGUUGACACAACUGCUCUUUGUUGUAGAGACGUCGCUAAGAAUAUAUGUACAUCCAUGAAUGUUUAGUGGUUUUUUCUCAUGCUUUCUCAGGACGAAGGGCAGGGGUAUUUACAUGACUGGCAACACGAGGGGAGUAUGACUGACUGUGUUAACCUGUCUGUUAGUACGUAAACUAUUUCCAGUGGUCCCUGUCACACCUGUCUUCCUUCAUUCCGGUAGCCGCAAAAGGUACGACUUCCGCAGAGGAGACGUUACAGUUGGCUGAGAAGAUCAAGAGCUUGAAUGACACUGUGGAGCAGUGUAAUCUGCGAAAUGCAGAGUUGGAGGAGAAGGCCCUGUCACUGCGUUCUGAGAAGGAUAAGGCAACAGCGCAGGUGGCGGAACUAAAUGCCGCGCGUGAGGAGGACCGAGAGGCCUUAGAUGUGGCGCAAGAGCUGAUGCAAGACGUAACAAAGACGGAAGAACGAUAUCGAGCCAUCGUGUCGGAAAACAAAAAAAUGCAAGAGAAAUUGGCGAAAUAUCAGGUUGAACGAACAAUCUUUUUGUUUUUAGUUGAUUCUUGAAGUGCCUACUUUUCUCAUGAUCGACGCAAAGGAGAGCUUCAGUACUACUUAAGUGGGCUCAUGAGGCAACUUGUACGAUGAAUCUCAGCGGCUGAGUAGAAGUGGAUGCCACUUCUUAUCAUCAAUAAAUAUUAGCCUGGCAAAAGCAAGUCUGAAAUCGAAUUUUCAAAUGUUUCCACAGGACCCUGCUUUUCGUGACCGCUUGGAGACUUUGGAAAUAUUCUGGUCGAGUGGCAACCCCUUACUGAAGCAAGCGACAGAUAUUCUUGCGGCGCUCAAGGAGAAGUAUCCUAGCCUCAGUAUUUCAGAGCGGCUGCUUGAGGCUCUCAGAGGUUUGGUGGCCGCGGCCGCCUGAGUUUGUAAGGGUAAGUGUAAUUCAUUGAAAGUCCACCGUGCACUUUGUGAUGCAUUCUAAUUAUAGCCUUGAGUAGUGCAUGUUUGACCGGAAAUCAUGGUAAGAUAUUUCAGUAGUUCUCUUGUAUCUUCGAUUUCUGGAAAAGUGAUGCACCCAUAGCCAAGGGUUUUUUGGAAAUUCAAUUACCAUCGUCCGAUAAUAUUAGAUAGAAGUUGAUGCUGAAGACUGUCGUGUAUACUUGAAACACAUGUAGAUCGAACACUGUAGCGCAUAGAUACUUGUAUCGAGGCCGCCAGUGGUCCUUUCUCCCUCCUUGUACGGAUUUCAUUUUAUUGGACCCCAAGGCCAGCGGGCUCCUUCCUUUCUCUUCUGUUCUUUUCGCAACGAAUGAAGACUGAAAUUCCUGGUCGCAAAUAUGAUUAGUAUACAUGAGUUAGUGUUUGUAUAGCUAUGGGCUGUCACUAUCACCCUGUUUUUGUACAUUAUUUUCUUGGGUUGUUUGUUGCAGCUAUAAGGUAGCAGGAAUGAUGCUUUUCGCGACGCUUCGUGCGCAAAACCGAGAAUGGCGACUAUUGACAGCAUUAUUUGAUGAUGAUGAAAGAAAUCCUCUACUACUUAUAAUACACUUUUUUACUCAUACUCCGAACAACAAAAAUAAUCACCUGGAACAGAGUUUUCAAGCUUGAUAUUGUUGAUGUUCUUGCAGUGGUCGGUGUGACUGCAAUAAGCAUUUUUCGCAUUCGUUUCUGCAAAGCCAGCAAACGAAUGUAAACCUAUUCUGCUUUGAAAAUUUAUUUUAUGGUUUCAAUAAUAAAUAGGGUUUAUAUUAAGAUCGAUUCUCAGUUUCGCCAAGGAAAUAUACAAAUGCAAUUGCAAAGUCUUUUUUAUGAUGCGAGCAAGAAGCUGGCCCAGUUAAGGUAACCGAUGGGAAAGUUGUGUCACUACUGUCAAGGGAUAAUAUACACGACCAGAGAUAAAUCAUAGUGGUACUACGCGAGCGCGUGGGUCUCGGUUGUUGGCAAAAAAGUUUUUUGUUUAAUGGAAAAUUGGUUCAUGCAGGAUCGACGGUUUUUAUUAACAGUAAUGAAACCAGCCACGCGGGGACGAGUUACACAGAUGUUGAUUGAGAUUUAGAAUCGAGUCUGAUUCGGGGAAGAGCGAACUUCGCAUCAAAAUGAAAGAAAGCAGUUGAACACCCAGUGACUGGGUACAUCAAUCACUCAGCUAUUUGUUGGUCAUUUUUGUUGAAGAAUGAAGGAAAUGAAUACUGCGUUUCGGCGAUUCUGGGUUGUUGUGGCAGAAAGGCAUAUCCACUAUAACUGUGGUCACGAUAAUGGGUUGAGAUGGUCGUGUUCAAUUUUGUCG
Molecule: messenger RNA, 24317 nt
Organism: Amoebophrya sp. A25
Lineage: Eukaryota; Dinophyceae; Syndiniales; Amoebophryaceae
Source: the annotation of a GenBank genome assembly